AUGGACGACGAACUUGGCUCGCAGAGCGGGUUCGGAAACGACGAGCCGGACGAGACUGCGUCGGUGUUGGGGUCCAAUCGGACGGUGCGCUUUGAUCUCACGAAAGUCUGUACUUGCUGUCUUUGCGGCGCCACCUCCACGUCCCAGUCUCCGCUCACGACCUCGUGUGAGGGAGACGCGUGGGGAGCGCGGCGUCCCUGGGCGAAGUACCGCCCAGUGACAAAGGAAGAGGUCGCGUACCGGGUGCCCGAAGGCAAGCUGUGUUUGCUGUGCUCUAAUGUUUAUAGUCUGCUAGGACUGAAACACAAGUGGGGAUCGUACAAGCAAUACAGCGAUAAAUGCUUGAAGCAGAAGCAGGGCGAUCAUGCGCCAUUCAUGGCGGCAUUGGCCAAGUGGAUUGCGGACCACAACGCAAACCCGGAGCGUCGGCGUAUCGCAGACCCCAAGGCUGUGCAAAAGGCCAAGGUGGUCAUCCAGUCCGAAACCGCCGCCGGCAUGCGCAUCAAACAGAAGCGCGAGUUUGUGACGAAGGACGAGUGGGACGAGGCGAAAGACGGCGUGUGGGACGAGAGCAAAGUCACCGAGCUCGACGUAGCGGGGAAAACGGUGAAGGGAAUCUUCAAGAAGCCCGGUCGUUACAAAGUUGAAGAAUACGUGGACGCCGCGAACAGGGAGACCAGGGUGGAGGAAGACUCCUCAAAAACGUGUUUCGCGGAAGAAGCCUUGAACAACGCACGUGAAGCUGCCAACAACUCUUGGAACGAGGCGAAGGCUGCGCGCGACGCGGCCAGUGUCGAGGCGCCUAAGCCGGCCGACCUUUCGGACGUCCUGAAGCUCUUGGAAGGAGCGGGCGGAGGUGUAACGCUCGUGGAGCGGGGCGCCGGGGCGGCUGCAGGAACGGUGGCUGCGCCGGAAACGGCCGUGAAAGCUGAGCCUCUGGAGGAGGAGGAGCAAGAGUCGUCAGCAGAAGAGGAUGCGGGUGUCAGUUCCGCUUCCAGGUUGGCAGCUAGGUUUGGGGCGCCCAAAGCAAAGGCUGCGCUGCAGUCGGCUGCUGCGAAGGCCAAGGCGAAGAGCGUGCCCAAGGCCAAAGCAGCAGCUGCAGCACCUGUGAGCACUGGCUCUCGGUCGGAGAAGCCGAAGCCAGCCAGUGUGCAAGCGAAGGCUGCUAGCCGGGUAGAAGCUCCCAACUUGCCAGCUUUGCGGCCGGUGAAGCAGGAGAAGCCAGACUCGGCAGCGGCAGAGCCCACGGCGCUCCUCGUGUUGGACGGCCGGGGUGAGAGACUCAAGCAGAGUUUGCGCAAACAUCUGGAUGACAUCAUCCGCGAUCUGGAGACGACUACGCUGGCGCAGCUUGAGGACCCCAAAGAACGAAAGGAGCGCUCCAGGGUGCUGAACCAAGCGGUCGCGGCCUUGAAGACGCAGACCAAGCGGCUCGUGGAGAGUGCCAACAGGGCAGCACUUGCGGCUGAGGAAGAAGAGCUGUCCGAAGUGAGCGAUGUGGCUGCGGCUGCUUCCACGGUGUUUGCAGCGGGAAACAGUGCGAACCCAGACGCGGAGCAGCUCACGAAGGCUUGCACGCGUCUGCGGGCGAGCCGCCUGAAUAUCAUCGUGGAACCGAGCAUUUACGCCAAAGCGAUCUCUGCCAAAGCAGCCCAGAGCUGCCUUUUUCGGCAGUACAAGGAAUUGUGUGCUCACUACGACGUGAAGGAUUCCCUGCAUGGCCGGGAGAUUUCGCAGCUGCAACGCAUGUGGCCACCCGCCCAGGUGCAAGCGUGGGCUGUCACUGAUCUGAGCAAUCGGCUCAGCAGUCUCCUCCGAAAUAUUCCCAUGACUGACGUGGGCAAGGCUGCUUCGGAUGCCAAGGAGCAAUUCGGUCAGCUCUGCAAGGCAAUGGAGGACAGCAGCGACAACGAGCUGGUGCAGCGGGUUUUGUCGCAAGUGAGAUUGGCUCACGCCUUGGUUUUCCCUUCGCAGGACUUGGAGGCUUGCCGGCAAGCACUUGUGCGCGUAGACAACUUUGCAAAGCUUGCUGAAGGCGAGAGUUGCGAGGAUGCCGCAGAGGAGGAAGCACGUGUCAUGCUGCAGUUCUUUGUAGAGCAUCGGUUGGGGACAACUUUGACGGCCGCUGGCCGGGAACAAGUCCAGAGUGGGGAGGGAGAGCGUCUUUUGCAGCAGAUGCUGCAAGAAGUGAGCACACUCUUGCAAGCCUUGAAGAAGGUUGAGGACGUCACUGUGGGACUCGUGCGCAGCCAUCUGGAACCGAUCUGGAAGAAGAUUGUGGAGGCAAAAGAGAAGGCCACGAAGGCAGCCCAUAGGGUUGAGCUCGAGCAGCUGACAAAGCAACUUCUAGAAUGGAUCUUGUUCAAGACCACCACUGAGUCGCAGGAGGAGGUCCUGGGCUUCCUGGACUACGUGACCCGUGCGUUGCGUGGCAACGGCAUGGUGGUGCCUCUGGAUUCCGCGCCCGACGCGGAGCCUGCCCUUCUCGACUUUGCUGCAGCAGUGCGGGAACUCAGCCACACACAGACAGCGCUUGAGCCGUUCUUUGAGACGCUGGCCAAAGCCCGGCAACGACCGAAGGAGUUGGAUGAGCGGCUAGAGAAAGAGAGGUUUGUUCGGGUGCAUUUGCGUGCCUUUGCCGCGUACGUCUUUCAGAAGAGAGUUCCCGGCCUCUGCCCGGACGCUGGGACGCCCUCGGCAGAUGAAAUGACGUUCUGGACCUCUGAUCUCCCUGUCGCUGUAGGGGAGCUCCUCCCUGAAAGCAAAGACAGCUUGCAGAUCCAGCAGGCCUUCUUCCUGCACUUCAGCCCGACUGCUGUGACGGAGCUACAGACAACGGCUUUGCAGGCCUACCACGAAGUUGGAGACUUCGCGGAGCUGGUAGCCAGUGGCAAGAGCAACGAACCAGUGGCAGCUGCAAUAAUCGAGAAGCUGACCAUGGAGAUGCCAAAGGAUUGUCAGCUUCGACCCGUUUGGGCAGCCUUCUUCCGGCUAGCUGCAAAGAACCAUGAGUUGCGGGCCAGAGUCUCGGACGACUUUGGGAAGCAUCUCAAGGGAAGUCAAGAGCUCUUGCAGGCCCUGCAGAAGCACCAGCAUGAUCUGCAGUCCAACCCGGAGAAGACUGCUGCGAUGAAGCUGUCGACGCCUCAGCUACAGCGAUGGCUGAUGGCAACGGCAGAGUUAUCGCGCCAGCUGCUCAAAGAAUCGCUCGCAGAGCGGGUCGAGACAGUGAAAAAGGCCGGGCUGGUCGCUGUGCGUGCUUUGCAAAGCAUGCCGAACCCGCGGAUUGAUGAGGCAGCGUAUCGAACAACGUUGUCGCAGCACGUCCAGACGUGGGCGAGCGCCGCGCAGGCGGCGCGUUGCACUGCGGAUGCUUUGCAGAAUGCAUGUGGGCAGCUGACGGAAAACGAUCCUGACGGUGGGGAUGCUGCUUUCGAAUCGGACGCUGUCCGGGUUGCGGUGAGGGUGCAAGCUGCUGCAAAAGUGCUCGCUGCGCACGUGACGUUCUUCGCAGGUCUAACCUUGCUGCGCUCAACCUCGUCUGGAGCCAAGUCUCUGGAAGGAAAGAGUACGUCAAAAAAAAUUGACGCUCUGCUUGUUGGCUUUUGGCAGGGAAACUGGCAGGAGACACCGUUUGCUGAAACACUGCCAGCCGAUUAUGUCAAGCAGGUGUUGCUUGACAUGGUCGGUGCCGUGGAGCGAUCCUUGGGUAAGUGUUCCGUGACCAUCACGGACGUGAACUGGGACCAGUGUGAAGAAGGCCGCAGCAGGCUUCCCAGCUUGGGGAAGUUGCGUGACGAAGUUGCAAAACUGCAGCCCAGAGCUGGGAAGACCGCUGGCAGCGCAGAGCCUCCCGUGGCGUCGUCGGAAGCGCAACCUGCCCCAGAAAGAAAGCUUCUAGAGCCGGAAGCAGCAGCAGAGCCUGCCCCAGAAAGCAGCCGCCUUCCAGAACCGGAAGCAGCAGCGCAGCUCGCCGCAGAAAGCAAGCUUGCAGAAGCGGGACCAGCAGCACAGCCUGCCGCAGAAAGCCAGCUUCCAGAACAGCCAACAGAGGAAGGAGCACCAAGCGGCGUCCUCGUGCAGGAAAAAGGAGAAGCAGUGCCAGAGGUUGGCGCCGCAAAAGAAAAAGCAACGCAGGAGGCUUGUGACAGCGGGUUAGUUCCAGGCCCGACUGCUGACGAAGUGGCAGAGGCAGUUGCCGCGAGUCCUCAGCCGGAAGAGCUGCCGCGCUGUAAGGAUCCGCCGCAAAACGUGCAGGUGGGGCAGAAGCGGAAGCUGGAAGAAGAGCUUGUGGCAGAGAGCAGCUGCAGCUCCAAGCCUGCAAGCAACCAGGCUGCUGCGACGGAUGCUGACCAAAGCGCAGCUGCAGCAGCACCUGCAGCAACAGUGACAACACAGGUCGCAGACCGGGAAGAGGCCUGCCAAGAGGAAAACGGUGAGGAGGAGGAGCUAGAGGAGGACCAACUGGUUGAUCCUGGAACGCUCGCGCCGCUGAAAGACGCUGCAGAGCCACCCGGAAAGCGAGGCUCAGCGGGGCAGGGCCUUCAGCCUGGAACGGGCACAGCAUCCGGCAUCUCGAAGCUCGCCGAGCCGGUGAUUCCUCCUGUCAAAGCCACGAUACUCUUAGAUCUCAAGGGCAAGGAUUUCGUCAUCCCUCACAAACAGAAGGCUAAGGCCAAGGCUAAGGAAUCCACGCAGGGAGGCAAAAGCAAAGCAGUGGAGAAAGAGGGCCAAGAAAAACAGGAGAAACAAAAGAAGACAGGCAAAGACAAGAAGGAGAAAAAACACAAGGACAAAGACAAGAAAAAAAAGAAGGACAAAAAGGACAAGAAGAAAAAAGACAAGAAGGACAAGAAAGAAAAGAAAAGCAAGAAGAGAGUCGAAAAGCAGCAGAAGGAAAACAAGAAGAGCAAGAAGCGAAAGCACGAAGAGGACGAAGAGGAGGCCGUCCCGGAGAAGGGCGCCAAGGGACCGCGUGCCAAGACUGUGCAGACUGUGCGUGACUCGGUGAAAGCUGCCGCUGCUUCAGCGGCAGAGGCAGAGGUGAAACCAGGGGUCGCUGACCGGGGUACAAAGCCUGCGCAGCUGAAGCCAGCAGACUGGAACAAAGGCUUGGCAGAGCUCUUCCGGAAGAACAAGGACAAGAUUGUGACGCUGCUCGGGCCAGAGCCAGAUGAGUCGAAAGCUCGUGGAGCGGGCUCCGAAGGCGUCUAUUUCGUGAUGCAAGCAAUCAAUGCAGCGGUGGAUGCUGCAUGUCAGGACUUCGUUUUGGAACACAAAUUCAGCUGUGAGAUCCAGCCAGACAAGCGUUGUUGGAUAGAGGCUGUUGCAGACUGCGGCCCGGCAACUCUGAAGCAGUUGCAGCAGUCAACUAGCGCAAGUACAUCCAAAAAGAAGCAGAAAUAUGAAAAGCUUGAUGAUGGGGAUAAUCUUGCAGCAAGGGAAGGUGGCACACCGGGUCAAGCUGCGGAUGCUGCUCAGCGGGAGGUUAAUGCUCAGGACUUCGAGGACUUCAAUCCGGAUCUUUUCAAAGCACCUCCUGACUCCUCUGAGAUGCCUUGCCGGUUCUGCGACAUUACUGAUAUGGGGAGCCGCUUGUCCAAAUGCAUGGCGCACGGCGGCAAAUGCUUCGUCCCGCACGUCGACCUCUUGGUCGCGGGCACUUCGUGUCGUGAUUUGAGCAAAGCAAAUCAGAAUAAGGCAAAACAUCACAACGUCCUUCAGCAGACAACCUCUCGUGGCGGAAGCGCCCAAACUUUUCGUGGCUUGCUCGCGUACUUGGAUGCUCAGCGGCCGCCGCUAGUUUGCUACGAAAACGUGGACGCCUUGCUGGAGGAUAGCUCGUCGAGCGGGCCAGGUUCAAACAUGGAGGUGCUGCUGCAGGAGUUUCACAUUCGUGGAUACCAAGCUCAAGCAACAAUUUGCGAAGCCUCCAAAUUCGGAUUGCCAUGCCGACGAAGGAGACUUUACGUUGUUUUUGUUCAGAUGACUGCCAACAACCUUGUGGAUUUUUCCAAACGGCCGGUGAUGGAAUGUUUUUCCUAUUUCCGUAAGUUCCUGGGCACGUGCAUGCGGGAGCCACCAUCUUUGGAGCAUGUCCUGCUGCCCCACGACGACGAAGCUGUUUUGGCAGAGCUUGCAGCCCGCAGAAGCAAACCUCAGGAGCCAAUGUCUUCUGUUGGGCAGGCAGAGUGGCCGGAAGCGCAUAUGCGCUUCGCUGAGAGUCUGCAAACGCUGUGGUCACAACCGGUAGGCGAGCACCUGCAGCAAAACCCCUGGUACCACACACUUGGCAAUCGUGAAAAGAAUGCUCUGCCGUUGCUUCAAGCACAGAUGCCGCAGCGACUUACGAUGGUGCGUGAUCUCAGCCAGUCAAUUACGCGGGCAAACACUACCACCUGGCAAGAGGACCUGGGUCGGCAUGUGUGCCCGACUCUUCUCACUAAGAUGACCCUGUGGCUGGAGAACAAGAUCGAUUCCAGCAAGGCUCGCAUAUUGUUGGGGCGGGAAGCCUUAUGUUUGCAGGGCUACCCCGUCUAUUCAUUCCUGCAAGCUUUGCAAGACAGCAAGUUCUGCGAAGAUAGGCAGAGGCAAGGGUUGCAAACCGGGUCUGCAAAUGAGACUGCCGCUUCCAGUAGCAAGAAGCGUGGAGGGGAGACGAAGUUCGACCAGGGGCCGCCGGCCGGGAGUGUCGAUAGGCCGCCGGCCGGGUUCCCCACUGAAGGGCUGAUGGCAGACUUGGCAGGCAAUGCGAUGGCUCUGCCUGUCGUCAUGGGUGUUGUUCAGAGCCUGCUCGCAUGCCUUGAAUGGAGAGAUUCUGAGGUUGCCGCCCCUGUCUCUCAUGUAGAAGACGUAGAUACGGCAUGUGCAGCGGUGGCUUUGCUGCAAAGCGGCGCGGCUUCUGCAGGGCCAGAGGGCCUUGGGUCCCGCGGUGCUAAAGCCGCGAAAGCCAAGAAAGAGCUGCCCGAGCUGGUGGCCACAAAAGUCCUUGGCAAGAAGGUGAAAUCGAAACUUGAGAAGAAAGGCGAUGCAGGACCUUCCGAAGAUGCACAAGGGGCUUCACCGUCUGAGACUGGGAAGAAGCGCAAGCUCGAUGAGUCCGAAGUCAAGGAACGGGAGAAGCGGACGAUGUUUGUUGGCAACGUGCCUGUGGCGUGGGACGAGAAGCGCCUGCGUCGGUUGCUGCGAGCGGCUUGCGGCACGACCUAUGAGGGCCAACUCAAGCCUAUUUGGUUUCGGUCGCUGCCCCUGGAAAGCCGUUGGAACACCUCCAACGAGCUGCGAAAGGCCGGGCGCAUCAAGCAGGCCUACCAGGAGGGUGCCGGCGCCAAGAAUGCCUACGUGGUGCUGCGAGGCCCCGAGGAUGUAGCUACAGUGGUGAAGGUGGUGAACAACCUCAAGGCCGAUGCUCAGCAUGUUCUCAGAGCGGAUGGGGUCGGAGAGUCCGCCGUGCUCAAGAAGUUCGAUAGGAAGCGCAGCGUCUUCCUCGGGAGCCUGCCGCGACGUGUGACGGAAGACGACAUCCGCUGGGUGUUGUCUGAUGCCGGGGUGGUAGACGCAGUCCGAAUAGUGAGGAACAAGAUCACUCAGGAGUGCCAGGGCUUCGCCUUCGCACGCUUCCAGGAGCGCUGGAGCGUCAAGGAAGCUCUGAAACUCUGGGGUGCCAAGAUCCACGGCAAGGAGAUCCGAAUCACGAAGGUGGAGGAUUCCAAUGCCCAAGACAAGCCCGGCAAAGAGCAGAGCCGCCCCGAGGACCACCCGGCGGCAAAGCGGAUCCUCUUGAAGCAGCAGCGGAGAGAACGUCAGAAGGCGAAGAAGAGGAAGGAGUGGCUGGCGAAUGCAAAGACAUCUGGGCUCAGGCCCGGCAAGUCGAAGGCGACGAAGAAGAAGUUGAAGCAGUCCAAGAAGAAGAAGGCCGGACGGUGA
Messenger RNA from Symbiodinium sp. CCMP2592, 7926 nucleotides. NCBI's taxonomy places the organism in Eukaryota, Dinophyceae, Suessiales, Symbiodiniaceae. The record is from the annotation of a GenBank genome assembly.